This is a messenger RNA of Salvia splendens (bonfire salvia), 1775 nucleotides long. RefSeq names its product folate-biopterin transporter 1, chloroplastic. The coding region runs from base 77 to 1570 and encodes 497 amino acids. NCBI's taxonomy places the organism in Eukaryota, Viridiplantae, Streptophyta, Magnoliopsida, Lamiales, Lamiaceae. The transcript is spliced from 9 exons. The record is from RefSeq and is a predicted model, not a curated record. Gene Ontology annotation, cellular component: membrane.
UCAAACCCCUCCAUUUCAUCGUUAUCUCCUCCUCCGAUCGCCGCCGCUCCCUCGGUAACCGCUGCCAUACUCAAGCAUGUCUGUCUCCGUUGCAAGUCCGCCCCCCUCUCUCCGUCGGGAUCCGAGUUCAGAGCCUCUGUUAGAUUUUGGAUACCGAAGAGGGAAUGAAGAUACUGGAGUAUCCAGUAAAGCAGCCCCACUCAAGAAAAAAUAUGCUAUCAACACCAUGAAAUGCUUCGGGGUCGAAUUAUCCCCAGAUAACAUUGCUGUUGCUAUGGUAUAUUUUGUUCAGGGUGUUUUGGGCCUUUCCAGGAUUGCAGUCAAUUUCUACUUGAAAGAUGAUCUGCAUCUAGAUCCUGCUGAGACAGCCAUCAUAUCGGGUGUGUCAUCAUUACCUUGGCUUGUCAAACCCCUGUAUGGAUUCAUUAGUGAUUCCGUGCCGCUUUUUGGCUAUCGAAGGAGGUCAUAUUUGGUCUUAUCAGGACUUCUAGGAGCUCUGUCAUGGAGUUUGAUGGCUACCUUUGUCGCCAGCAAAUAUGGUGUUGCCUUUUGCAUACUUCUUGGAUCGCUUUCUGUAGCAUUUUCAGAUGUAGUUGUUGACUCUAUGGUUGUAGAAAGGGCUCGUGGUGAAUCACAAAGCAUGUCCGGAUCUCUUCAGUCUUUAUGCUGGGGUUCUUCUGCUUUUGGAAGCAUUGUGAGUUCUUACUUCAGUGGAUCCUUGGUGGGUACUUAUGGAGUUAGGUUUGUCUUUGGUUUGACAGCUUUGCUUCCCUUGAUAACAUCUGCAGUUGCAGUCCUUGUGAAAGAACAGCCGGUAUAUGGCUCGACGAGGGGACAUAAUAUUUCGUCGGACACUAAUACGGGUUUUAUAGCAAGCUCAAAAAGCAGCAUACUGCAAUUGUGGAGUGCUGUAAAGCAACCCAAUGUGUUACUUCCAACCUUAUUUAUUUUCUUAUGGCAAGCAACACCACACUCUGAUUCUGCCAUGUUUUAUUUCACUACAAACAAACUCGGUUUUACCCCUGAGUUUCUGGGACGUGUUAAGCUUGUAACUUCUGUUGCAUCACUGCUUGGUGUUGGACUUUACAAUGGUUACUUGAAAACCGUACGCUUGAGAAAAAUAUUUCUAGCUACUACCGUUGUUGGUUCAACCCUUGGGAUGACUCAGGUUGUGCUUGUCACUGGAUUGAACAGACGGUUCGGCAUAAGUGAUGAAUGGUUCUCAAUUGGCGACUCUCUGAUCUUAACAGUUCUUGGACAGGUGUCAUUCAUGCCUGUUCUCGUGUUAGCUGCUAAACUAUGCCCGGAGGGCGUGGAGGCUACUCUUUUUGCGACCCUCAUGUCAAUUUGCAAUGCUGGGAGUGUCCUCGGAGGCCUGAUGGGAGCUGGACUAACUCAGCUCUUUGGUGUGACAAAGGAUAGAUUUGACAAUCUUGCCCUUCUCAUUAUUCUCUGCAAUCUCAGCUCAUUGUUACCUUUACCACUACUCUGCCUCCUCCCUGAAGAUAUAGCUAAUGCUGAUUCGAAAGAUUCGAAAGAAGACGACGACAUUGAGAUGAAAUCUAACUGAACCUGAUCUUGCCGUCAUUGUUACUGUAAGAAUAACCACUGGCGGCGCAUAUUGUAGUUAGAAAAAUGUUGUCUAAUGGUCUCCCACUCUAGUUUAAUUUUAUGUCUUAGGGUGAGAACUUAUUGGGGGAUGACUGAUAACAAACUUAUCGUCACUCUCCCCUUGUAAUGUUGUACUAUAUUAGUACAAAGUUAUCAUUUUAUCA